Molecule: messenger RNA, 753 nt
Organism: Wallemia ichthyophaga EXF-994
Lineage: Eukaryota; Fungi; Basidiomycota; Wallemiomycetes; Wallemiales; Wallemiaceae
Product: Sporulation-specific protein spo7
Exons: 2
Coding region: 1-753 (250 amino acids)
Cellular component (GO): Nem1-Spo7 phosphatase complex; cytoplasm
Molecular function (GO): protein phosphatase regulator activity
Source: RefSeq, a predicted model, not a curated record
AUGACCGAACGAACGCGGUCUUCUAAGCGUCAUUGGUGUCCACCGCCGGACCAAAUAACAUACAGAGAGCUACUACGAUUUGAAGAGAGAUUAAAGCAGAAUGCGACUGCGUUACGCAAACGUCGGCGUCGAUAUGAGCUGUUCCUGCUUUUCUUAAUUUCAACCAGUGGUCUAUUAUCCUGGAAUGUGAUCGACAAGCAGAAUCGUCAAACAUACAGAGGCUACGCGUACAUGACCAUGCUCACUAUCACGCUCACCACUCUAAUCCUCUUCUUCGUCAGCGGUGUGUAUUCUGAGCGCAUCACAUACGCUAAUAGAUACGUUCCCCACUGUAAUCGCGCUCUACGCUCUUUCAAUAUGGCUCUCAACAUGCGUCUCCAAAGCCCCACCACCCCUUUCUCACUAUUCAGACGACCCGCUAAGGCAGCUGCUAAUACCGUCCAGCAGCGCCAGAAAGCAAUGAGUAAUCUCCCUCCCACUACAAAUCCGCGCGGUGAACUCGUCUUCUCUCAUCGUGUAGAUAAGAGCUUUAGAGAUGGCUACGAUAAGUACAGAGCGGCAUUCGAGAGGAAGAGAACUCAAGCACUUGCUGCGAAAUCUACUCGCACACCACAAUUUAAUAGCAAUAUACCCAGAGAUCCUAUCUCUAUGCGUGGGAGUGGGAGUGGAAAUGCGCAAACACACACCCGCAAUGAAAGUUUCAGCUUCAUUCUCAAGGAUCACGAUAGGUAUACUUGUCACGAUAAACAUUAA